This is a messenger RNA of Xiphophorus hellerii (green swordtail), 1661 nucleotides long. RefSeq lists its product as uncharacterized. The record is from RefSeq and is a predicted model, not a curated record. Bases 19 to 1491 code for a protein of 490 amino acids. NCBI's taxonomy places the organism in Eukaryota, Metazoa, Chordata, Actinopteri, Cyprinodontiformes, Poeciliidae. The transcript has 4 exons.
CAGUCAAUUGGAGUAGAAAUGUAUGAUGACUUCCAGUUCAUUGUUGAGGAAGACUUGCUGUCAGCAUUAAGACCAAUUCAAGCCAGAAAGGCACUUGCUGCUUGGAAAUUCAGAUGCCGGACCCCUGAAACCAGCAGGUCCUCAAGUAAUGCAUCACCAGAUACUCCUCCAUUAGAGCAGUCUUUGUCCCCGCUAAGUGUGUCAUCAAACUCCUCCAGCAGCAACCAGACAUCUGCAGCAGACUGGGUGGACACCUUUGAGAUACCAUGGGAAAAGUUCUCAGAAGAACUGAUGCAGGCAUUAGAGAGAGGUAAACGGCCAAGUCCAAAAAUGAGGAAGGAGAUGGUCAGGAUUGUGGUGUCUGAAAUGAUGCAAAAAAGUUCUUACUUGGGUAAAAGGAGUUCUACAGAGGUUGCAAAGAAGAUGGUGGCAAAAUAUCCAAAAUCUCUACAAGACGUUAUUGAUGGAGAUGUCAUUGGCCCUGGCUAUCAUUCACUCGUCAAACAACUUCAAUAUCGAAUUGACAACGUGAAGCGAUCUACAAUGCCUAAAAUAAGAAAGCGAAAGCGCUGCUCUGAAAACUCUGACACAGAUGAAAUUCAUCAGGAACAGAGAGCUGCAAUUCAGGACACCUAUGGGUGUAUCAACUGGAAUGUAAAAUUCCUUCCUCUUGGAGAAACUGCUGAAAGUCAGCAACAGAAGAAGGACAAGCUCAAGAUGAUGUCUCUGCAGAAGGAGGCCAAUCCUGAGGAGAUGAAACAAUUACUGAGGACAACUUUCUACUCACAGCGCAAAGAUAUUAACCAGGGGAAAAGCAUUCAAGAUGUCUUGGAAGCCUGGCCUGUUUUAUUUCAUGACAUUGGGAUGGCUGUACACUACAAGGAACUUACUGGACUUGGAUUGAAGGAAACCUUCAUGAGGAACAUGGAUAUGAAGGGAAAAAGACUGCUGAACUACAUGAACACUGUUUGUGUGAACAAAAACAAAAGGUUUUUCCAGGCUCAGACAAAGUUGAAGAUGUUAAGGGGAGAACUGGACGGUUACUCUGAAGAUGUUAAAGAGCUGAUGCUCCUACUUCUCUGCUACUUCAAUGAAAAUGAAGAAGCAAUGUUCUUCUGUGUGGAGGACACAUGCCUAGCUGAAGAGGUACAGAUGGAGAAUGUCUCCUUGACUCCCACUGUCAUUGUGUGUGGUCAAUCCUGCUUCCAUGCUAAACGAUUCAUGCUGAGUGUGGAUCAACAGAUUGGAAACAACAACAUCUCCUGUUUUAUUUCUGCCCUCUGCAUGAUGUUUGGGAGCUAUUAUUGUUUUAACAUACAUUAUCCAUCGGGGCUGGCGUCUACACUGGAGUUUCUGCAGAGGUGUUUCUUCUCAAUCAACCCAGACAAGGGCAGUAAGGUGGAAGAAACCCGUAAACCCAGACUGCGUGUGAACCCCCGUGUACUCACCUUGAUCCAGAAACUUUCGGAUCAUGAGUGGCGUGAUGUUUGAGAAAGGACUAAAGUCAGUGAGUUAUCAAGACAGUGUUUAAUCUUAACAGAGCUGAAUAGAUUUGUAAAUGUAUGUUGCAUCUCACACCGUGUCUGCUGAAGUUAAAAAAGUUGAAAAGACAUAUUUAUAUUUGUUCAGUGGCUGAAUUUUGCUCCAUGUCAGAAAGCACA